Microtus ochrogaster (prairie vole) is the source of this 4500-nucleotide messenger RNA. It is a transcript of the gene Nek6, whose product is annotated as NIMA related kinase 6. Gene Ontology annotation, biological process: regulation of mitotic metaphase/anaphase transition; peptidyl-serine phosphorylation; positive regulation of canonical NF-kappaB signal transduction. The record is from RefSeq and is a predicted model, not a curated record. Gene Ontology annotation, molecular function: ATP binding; protein serine/threonine kinase activity. Bases 25 to 825 code for a protein of 266 amino acids. NCBI's taxonomy places the organism in Eukaryota, Metazoa, Chordata, Mammalia, Rodentia, Cricetidae. Gene Ontology annotation, cellular component: cytosol. The transcript is spliced from 8 exons.
GACCUCGUGAGGCUGGCAUGCAGGAUGGCAGGACAGCCCAGCCACAUGCCCCAUGGAGGGAGUCUGAACAAUCUCUGCCAUGCACUGGGGCCUUCACCCCCUCCAGACCCACAGAGGCACCCCAACACCCUGUCUUUUCGCUGCUCACUGGCGGACUUCCAGAUUGAGAAGAAGAUUGGCCGAGGACAGUUCAGUGAGGUUUACAAGGCCACCUGCCUGCUGGACAGGAAGAUCGUGGCUCUGAAGAAGGUACAGAUCUUUGAGAUGAUGGAUGCCAAAGCCAGGCAGGACUGUGUCAAGGAAAUUGGUCUGCUAAAGCAACUGAACCAUCCGAACAUCAUCAAGUAUCUGGACUCUUUCAUCGAAGACAACGAGCUGAACAUUGUGCUGGAAUUGGCUGACGCAGGUGACCUCUCCCAGAUGAUCAAGUACUUCAAGAAGCAGAAGCGACUUAUCCCUGAGAGGACCGUGUGGAAGUACUUUGUGCAGCUGUGCAGCGCUGUGGAGCACAUGCAUUCCCGGCGUGUGAUGCACCGAGACAUCAAGCCCGCCAACGUGUUCAUCACAGCUACAGGCAUUGUGAAACUUGGCGACCUUGGCCUGGGCCGCUUCUUCAGCUCGGAGACCACUGCAGCCCACUCACUAGUGGGAACACCAUACUACAUGUCACCAGAGAGGAUCCAUGAGAAUGGCUACAACUUCAAGUCAGACAUCUGGUCCCUCGGCUGUCUGUUGUAUGAGAAGCUGCUUCCUGUCCCUGUGGAGUCACAAGUGUCUCUAAACAUAAACAGUCUGGUUGAGAGGAGAGCCGUCUGCAUCCCCUAGGGCCAGCGGAAGGGUGGAGGAUGACAGCUGGCUCCCUCUGCUCCUGUCCCCUGCCCAAGUCUUUGUUACCACUCCUCAGAGGCAGAGGCAGCCCAGUCUUGGUGUGCACCAAACCCAGGCAUGGCUUUUGAUGGGUUCCCAGCCAAGCAGGCUGUUCUAAAUCCUGACUUGGUGCCUAAACACAUACUCAACGAGGUGGCUUCCAGCAUGGUGGCAGGACUCUGUUCAGCCAUCUGAUUAGUUGUUGGCAGUGUAGUGCUGCAUGCCUUGUAGCCAUGCAGAAGGCAGUGGGAAGCUAAAUAAAUCAAUCAGUUCCUCUAAGGCUGUUCGCCCACAAGGACAGAAUGGAAGGCCAUGGCCACGCAUUGACUGCCUUGAUGGUGAGCCCUCAACAGUGACAGUAGACGCUGCUGAAGCUACACGGCUCUGCACCCCUGCAGUGCACGGGGAAAGAAGUGUUUAUUUUCCCAGCAGAUAAGGAGGGGCCUCAUCUGGGCCCGGGGCUGGGUAAUUGGCAAGAGAUGUCCUGUAGUCAUGGCUGCCACCUCCCAGAGGCCACCUGUGGUGUCCUCCCAUGGUGUCAGGGUUAAGAGUUGGGACAAAUUCCAUCCUCCCACUCACUUAGACCACUGAGGAUUCUCACGGUCCCCAGAGAACACAUGCCAUGUCAGCAUGACCUGGGGCUCAAAGUGAGCAAGGCCAGAAACAGCCCCCUAGACAUCCUUUGUUGACUCUAAGCACUGGCUGAGGUUUAGCAGCUGAGGUCAGUUCUCCUGUGGAGGAAGGGAAGUGAGCACAAAGCUGAAGGCUCACUUGGUGCCAGCCUCUGGCAGGAGGACCUCAAAGGCCCCACCUAGGACACAGACCCAGCAAGACCAUGGGCUGGAAAAAGCUGCUUUCGAAUUCUGGCUUGACCAGUGGAAUGGUCUGGAAAGCCUCUCUCAAAGAACCAGGUCACAUGUCCCCUCUGGCUCACCCUUCACUCCAGGCAGUGCUUGGGAGAAGCCUGUGGCAGAUAACAUGAGCAUCUGGGGCCCUUAAGUCUCGUCUCCGUCUCCCUCCACAUCCUAGGUUCUUUGAGACACACACACACACACACACACACACCUUACCAUUACUGGGUUGUGUCACAUCCAAAGCCCCGGGGAGGGCAAGUCAGGCAUGUGACUCACUGUGAAGAGAGCAUGACUCUGGUGGUCUGGAAGUAGCCAGUAUCUGUGUCCCCAACAGCAAGUCCUUUGCUCCAGUCUGCGAGGAGCCGGCUGGCUACUGGUCUGAGUACAUCUUGCCAUCCUGGGUAAUUGCUAUAACCCCCACAUCGCCAGCAGGCCCUCAAGUUCCUUUACAGCCUUAUCACGGUCUAUCAGAAUGGCGGGUCCAGGGCCUCACUGGGUGCUAAGUAGUUCAGACAUGGCUUCUGAGAGAAGCUGCAGUUGAGGCUGGAGAUGCCCUGGUGGCAGGAAAGCUCCCUUGCAGAGCCUGUGCAGAGGUACUUUCUGGAGUGGUGAGGGGAAGAUGCUGGGGUGGAGAAGGAACAGAUAAUGGCCACCCCUUUCUCCAAUUUUCUGGGCCAUUUGAACUUCCAAAGGGCCAGGUUUGUGAAAAUCCCAUCAGAUUGGCCUGUUGAAGGGCAGUCGGUCUCUCCAGUGGAAGGGUGGAGGAUGACAGCUGGCUCCCUCUGCUCCUGUCCCCUGCCCAAGUCUUUGUUACCUCUCCUCAGAGGCAGAGGCAGAGGCAGCCCAGUCUUGGUGUGCACCAAACCCAGGCAUGGCUUUUGAUGGGUUCCCAGUCAAGCAGGCUGUUCUAAACCCUGACUUAGUGCCUAAACACAUAAGAAUCACUGGGUCAGCAUUAGCGGGACUGACACCCAACACCUUGCCUACCCACAAGCCAGGACACUCAUCUGGAUCCUACAGCAGUGACUCUGAGGGCUACCGAGGAGCCUCAGUUGCUCUACUGUGGCAGCAGAUGUCCUUCUGAAGUCCCAGUAAUCGCUGGCACCAGGCUCCCGUUUCCAUUUUUGAAGGCACAUCGCCCAUUUUGCAGGCCUUGUGGCAAAACCAGCUCCUGGGUGUGGGUGAGGCCUCUGUAUACUUGCCACUCCCUGCCUGCCUGGUACAGAGGUCACUGCAGCCUCACUGUGAAGUGGGGCUCAUGGGCCAGUUGUGUUCCCUCCACCAUGAGGACCCCAAGAUCAACAGUCCCACAAACCUCCAUACUUAUCUGCUUGUUUUGCCUAGCCCAGGUUAAGAUUCCUGCAUCAAACCCUAAACCAAGGUCCCCUACUUUUGAAGCCAUCUGUGGACCCACUGGCCCUUUCUGAAGAUGGCGAGCUGUUCUUGGAACCAGGCUGUGAGCAGAGGGUGGGGGCAAACCUGACAGUCACACACCUUCCCUGGGUUCCCUCCUGACCUAACCUGGAACUUUGACCCAGUCCCCAGAGGACUCCUAAGGUAUGCCGGAACUCUGCAGCGGGACCUGGACUGGGUGGGGCCUGAUUACCUUACCCAGUGAAUGACCCUUCACUAGCAGGAAGGUCUAGGCUGUCUUUUGGCAGAAGGCAACAUGAAAUGAGAGGAAGCACUUGAACGCCAUUAUGGAUUUAUCAGCAGAUAGGGCCCUCAGGUGCCAGGCUAGCAUCUCUGAGGCUUUCCCCAGGUGUCUGAAGGCCUCAAACAGGUGGGUGGGGAAUCUGGCUACUUCAGGAAGAGUGAGGCAUGAACCUUCUCUCCUGGGUGAGAACACAGCAGGGCCACUGUCCAGCAGUCCUGUCAUUCCCCAGUGCCCAUCUGCCUGCCUCUCUUCAAGGUGCCCAGGGCGGUGUCUGAACCUUGCCACACCAUGUAGGUUGGGGCUUCCAACUUAGUGGGGCCAGACAGCCAACUGCAGAGCCCAGUGUCUCUCCACCCUGGAGUGUCCCUGAGGGAAAGGGCACUAGCCUGCAGACAGCAGUGAAGGAAGUGAUUCCAGCUCCCCCUCCCCACAUCUGUCCCAAGAGCAUUAGCCCUUCAUGCAUGACCUUUCAUUGAAGGUAUCUUUCAGGCAGACAUGUUCCCACCACUCUUUAGAUAUGUCAGUCCGAGUCAGGUAUUACCAUACCUGACUUGCCUGUAACCCAAGUACCCAAGAGUAUGAGGCAGGAGGAUUUCCAUAAAUCCAAGUCAGCCUGAACAGAAAUGGGCAAGGAAGGAGCUUAGCUGUAAAGUACUUGCCUUAUGUGCAUAAAGAUUCAGCACUCUGCAAAAGCUGUGUGCUGGGCAUGUGUACCGGGGAGGUGGGGACGGGCUGAUCUCUGAGAUAGCUUGGCAUACCACUCAUUGACAAGUGUCAUGUCAAACGCCGUCUUAAAGAAAAGGUAACACCAGAAGCUGACUGUCCCCUGCACCACACACACACACACAAAGAAAGACAAUAAUGAGAACCUGUUGGGCCCAUACACAGCCUAGGGGGCAGAGUCUCCAUUCUUGUCAAUCAGUCCUUGGGAGAAGGGAAACUAGUGAGCUGGGGGACAUGACCUCAGGACUCAACAGCACUUCCUUAUUGCAAUCCCAGCUCCUUAGGCUGCAGGGAGAAGCCCACAGGACACUCACUGCACUGGGGACCAACCAGUGGUCCCUCUGGCUUCUAAAAUCCUUUAGACCUUGAGGCUGAUGGUUGAUCGUCUAUAUCCCUUCC